Molecule: messenger RNA, 4263 nt
Organism: Anoplophora glabripennis (Asian longhorned beetle)
Lineage: Eukaryota; Metazoa; Arthropoda; Insecta; Coleoptera; Cerambycidae
Gene: Ube4B
Product: ubiquitin conjugation factor E4 B
Exons: 8
Coding region: 155-3652 (1165 amino acids)
Biological process (GO): protein polyubiquitination
Cellular component (GO): cytoplasm; nucleus; ubiquitin ligase complex
Molecular function (GO): ubiquitin-ubiquitin ligase activity
Source: RefSeq, a predicted model, not a curated record
UUCUAAUGUCAUUUAAUAAACUCAGCUGUUAAAGGGGUGACUGACAUUACUUUGACGUCUGUAAAAUCGUAUAGUGAUUAUUUCGACGUGUUUUGCUAAAUUAAGGGAAAUUUUUGCUGAACGCCCGUAGAAAGGUACUAGAAAUCGAGAAAACAUGAGCGAAUUGAGUCAAGAAGAGAUCCGCAGAAGACGUUUAGCUCGUCUGACAGCUCGUGAAAACACUUCCCCGUCCAGUUCGGUGUCCCCUCCGGUAACCCCCAUCUCGCAAUCGCCGGGAAUAAACCGGAACCAGAGUCCUCUGGCCUUCGAGACCCAGAGCACGCCCACGGAAGAGAAAUGCUUCUCCGACAUGGGCAAGACGCUGAUUGACAACUUGGAACCAAACGAACACGAACAACUGAAAUCCGACGGCAUUUUCAAGGAACCUAGCAAGCCCAUUGACAUUCACAUGCCUUCCAGCUCCAAGGGCAGGUCGAGGGCACCCCCGCAACGCAGCGAUUCGGAGACGAGUUCCAUCCACAUGGAGGUGGACGAGGUCAGCGGGUGCGCCGAUAAGGUGGGGGCGAAUACGGACAUCGAUUCUGGAUUCGAGAAUAUGGAGGUGGAUGAGUCAGACACCCUGAAGAAAGACGUACAAAGGCAACGAACGACGUCAUCGUCGACCGAGCUAACCGAAGAGCAGCUACAAUCCACAGUCGGGAGGGUCUUGCAUUCCACCUUCAAACAGCCCUCCGAGAAGCAUCUGUAUCUGCCGGAAACGGCGGAUCAGAUGAAACAGAACCCACACAUGUCAAUUCGUGACUUAACCUCCAACGCCAUCAUGGAAGUCUUGUCGCAGAUAGCGAACGGUGGCGAUCCCUUUAAAAACUUAAACGCCGUCAUGGACACUUGCGAGACGACUAGCGUCGGUUCGUUUUCGGCAAGCCCCACGCAGAAUCUAAGCCCGUCGCCUAGCCCCGUUGGAGUAUGCCCGAUACCCUUGCUGACGAUGAAGGUCACGAAAGAGAACAAUGACACACCGCUGACACUAGCCUUGAACUUCCUGAUGGACUCUUAUAAUAGGGUUAGCGUGGAGGAGCGGAAUCACCCGAAAAAAUCCAGCAUUCCUCCACUGAUCGACGUAUUGACGGAACUUAGAGCGCAGAUAAUCCACUACACAACUCUUCUGGUGCAGGGGUACAUCGUACCGAACGAAGACGUCAGUAAAUCUCCUUUACUGCCUCCAAUUUUGCAACAGAGCAUGCCCAGGGGGUUCCUAACUGAGCUGGUGACCAGGACGCACGCGAACGAGGGACUGUUCUCCAACGUUUUCAGUCCGAUCCUGCAGAGCUUGUUCAAGAUGAUGCAGACGGCGAGUAUAGUCGGGGACGAGCACAGGAUACCCAUCCAAACCCUGUACGAGCUGGCGGACAUACGUUGCGGCUCCCGCCCGAUCUGCACGUUGAUAACAAAGCAGAUGCAGUUCAUGCCGGAGCCAUGCACGCCGGCGCAGGGCCGGGAGAUGAUGCGCUCGUCGUUCCUGGGCCCCUUCCUCUCCAUAUCGGUUUUCGCUGAAGACGAGCCGAAAGUGGCGGAAAAAUUCUUCUCCGGCAACUCGUCGAGCGACAAGAGCCUGAUCCAGACGCUGCAGCUGGAGCUGGAAAACACGAGGGCCAGCCAGACGAGGAUUUUCCACUUCAUGAUGGCCAACCAGGAGAGCCGGGACGUCUGCCUGAACUACUUAGCGCAACUGUUAAAGUACAACGAAAAGAGAUCUCAGCUUCAGAUGGAGGAGAGGUCGUUGGCCGGCGACGGGUUCAUGCUGAACUUGUUGAGCGUGCUGCAGAACCUGUCGAUCAAGAUCAAGCUGAACAAGAUGGACUUCAUGUACCCCUUCCAUCCGAGAGCCUUAAUCAGUAUCAAGAAUGAUACGAGACUGAAAUUCACGUCGCAGGAGGUCAGCGAUUGGUUGGACGAAUUCGGGAAAACCCACGAACACCAGCCGCCAAACUUCUCGACGAUUUGCUGGUUCCUGACCCUGCACUGCCAUCACCUUUCGCUGUUGCCCGCCUUGCAGAAGUACCAGAGACGUCUGCGAGCCAUCAGGGACCUGCAGAAGCUCCUCGACGAGACGGUGGCCGCGGAGGCGCAGUGGCGCAACACCCCCUUCGCCAAUCGCAAUAAGCAGUUCAUUAAGAGGUGGAAGCAGCAGCUCAAAAAACUGAACAAAUCGAAGGCCUGCGCGGACGCAGGCCUGUUGGACAAAAACCUCAUGCGGAGGUCCCUAAUAUUCUACACUUCCGUGUCCGAGUUUCUAUUAAGUCUGAUGAGCAAUACCCCGCCGGGUGACUCCGCGCCGAACUUACCACUGCCAUCGCCACCCCCGCCAGCCUUUUCCGCCAUGCCGGAGUGGUACGUGGAGGACAUCGCUGAAUUUCUUUUGUUUGCCUUACAGUAUUUCCCGACCGUCAUAACGGACAACAUGGAGAACUCCCUCAUCACCUGGCUGCUGGUCACGAUCUGCUCCUCCAGCAUGGUCAGGAACCCCUAUCUCGUUGCCAAACUAGUCGAAGUAGUGUUUGUGAUCAUCCCCACCAUACAGCCCCGUUGCGAGAUGCUCUACAUGCGUUUCAUGAAUCACCAGAUAUCGCAGACACUGUUGCCCAGCGCCCUCAUGAAGUUCUACACCGAAGUUGAAACUACCGGGUCGAGUUCGGAGUUCUACGAUAAGUUCUCGAUCCGGUACCACAUCAGCUUGAUCAUCAAGGGAAUGUGGAGUUCGCCGAUCCACCGUCAGGCACUGAUCAACGAGUCGCGCAGUGGCCACCAGUUUGUCAAGUUCGUCAAUAUGCUGAUGAACGACACGACGUUCCUGCUGGACGAGUCCCUCGAGUCGCUCAAGCGCAUCCACGAGGUGCAGGAGUUGAUAAGCGACGACGCCAAGUGGUCAAAACUGCCCUCGGAACAGCAGCAGAGCCGCAUGAGACAGCUCAGCUCCGACGAGAGGCAGUGCAGGUCGUACCUCACCCUGGCCAGGGAGACGGUCGACAUGUUCCACUACCUCACGGUGGACAUAAAAGAGCCCUUCCUCAGGCCCGAGCUGGUCGACAGGCUGGCUUCCAUGUUGAAUUUCAAUUUGCAGCAGCUGUGCGGGAAGAAGUGCAAGGAUUUGAAGGUCAGGAACCCGGAUAAGUACGGGUGGGAGCCCAGGAGGCUGCUGAGCCAGCUGGUCGACAUUUACUUGCACCUUGAUUGUGAUAAGUUUGCGGAGGCGCUCGCCGGCGAUGAGAGGUCGUUCAGGAAAGAACUCUUCGACGAUGCGGCGGUGAGGCUGGAACGCAUCCUGAUAAAGACCCCCGUGGAAAUAGAGCAGUUCAAAUCGUUGGCAGCUAAGGCCCACCGCAUCCUGGAGACGAACCAGAAGUCGGAGGAUUGGUUGGCGGACGCUCCGGACGAAUUCAAGGACCCCCUGAUGGACACCCUGAUGACGGAUCCCGUCCUGCUGCCCAGCGGCCAGAUCAUGGACAGGUCGGUGAUCAUGAGACACUUGUUGAAUAGCAACACGGAUCCUUUCAAUCGGCAGCUGUUGACCGAGGAGAUGUUGAUUCCUGCUGAAGACUUGAAAGAGAGGAUACGGAUAUGGAAGCACGAGAAGACCUCCAAAACAAAUUGAAUUUAAUUUUGUACGAGUAAUUUUAUUUAAAAAUUCUUACAUUGAUUAUUAUUAUAUAAUAAUUGAUUUUUGUACUUUUUAUAUAAUACAGACAUGGUAAGAAAAUUGGUUUGAAGGAGGUUUGCUACGAAAGGCUUUGUUAAUCGGUAUUUAGUUUUCGUUUAAAAAUCGCGUUAUCAAACGGUAGUUAAUAUUGAGCUUUCGUACCGGCCUCUUGAUUUUAUUAUUGUUCCAAGGCUGAUGAGACUUGUAUUGAUCUCAACGUUGCUGUUAUUUUCUUGCAUUUUUCUCUUCUCUAUGACGAUUUCUUUUUAAUUAAUCUUUUAAACGGUAUCAAUUAGGAAUUAUUUAAUUUUGUUCGCGGGCAAUUUUUUUUCAUCCGGUUCGGAAACCUUGCUCGGUUUUGGAUGGAAGGUCGCUGUACAUACUUUACUACAAAUAGAAAAAAGUGAGAUGUAUAUUAACGUAACAGAGUUUGAAGUGCAGACGAAUCCGAUUAUUCCGGACGACGAGUGUUCCCGAGCUUCACGGGAUAAUCGGGUUCGUUUCCGAAUUUUUAUAUGAAAAAUUAUUAGGUGUAACAGUUUAGCAAAUAAAAAAUUUAUAUAAAA